CCAACGUCAAUGGCAUCUAUAACCAUUCAUUCUUCCUCCACCAUCGUCCCCAGCCACCCUACUCCCACCGGCAUACUCUCCUUCUCCGAUUGCGACCAAUACAAGCCAUGGACUCACGUCCCCACCGUCUACGUCUACAAAUCCCCGGCAGCCAAGGUCGCCGACGUCGAGUCCUUAAAAACCUCCCUCAGCCAAAUCCUCGUCCCUUACUACCCUCUCACCGGGCGUCUCCACUGGAUCGCUGGCGGCCGCCUCGAGCUUGAUUGCUGCGCUGCUGGAGUCCUAUUCGUCGAAGCUUCCUCCAACGCCAAGCUGGAAGAUUACGGCGACUUUGCGCCGUCGGAUGGUGUAAGAAAACUCGUUCCGGCCGUGGAUAACAAUUCUCCGAUCGAAGAGAUUCCGAUGCUUCUAUUUCAGGUGACGAGAUUCAGCUGCGGUGGGCUUGUCAUUGGUGUAGCUAGUUGUCAUACUGUGGUGGAUGGAGCCUCUGGCAUCUUGUUCAUCAACUCCUGGGCGAGCAUGGCGCGCGGAGACAAGACGGUGGACACUAUUUUGCAGCCAUUGCAUGACCGGAAAUUUCUGAUGCCGGAGAACCCGCUUCGUCCGCCACGGUUCGACCACGUUGAAUUUACUAAACCACCACCAGUUAUCCUUGGCAGCUCCGACCCAGAGGAGGAGGGAAAGCAAAAAACCACAUCGACAUUGCUCAAACUUACCAAAGAACAAAUUGAAAAGUUGAAAAAGAGAGCAAAUUCAAACCUAGCCAAUCAAACCAUGGGGGUGGCUGAUGAAUUACAACCACGACCAUACUCCCGAUUUGAGGCCAUUAUCGGACACAUGUGGAUUUGUGCAUGCAAGGCUCGUGAUAUCGGCGAGAGCCGACAACCGACGGUGGUUUGUACCCCUAUUGAUGUAAGAAAACGGAUGAAGCCACCCAUCCCAGAAAACUUCUCAGGAAACUCAUCUAUCAUCGUCCGAAUGCCAGAAUGCGUGUUCGGGGAUAUUAUGACUCAACCAUUGAGCUAUGCUGCAGGAAAGGUAAGAGAAGGAACAUGGAAGAUGACCGGCGAAUACGCGCAAUCAAUGAUAGACUAUCUAGCAGGACAAGAGGACCUUAGCUGGUUGAGAAAAUCAUCCCACUCUAAUGUUCGAGCCAAAGCUUCGUUCUGGGGCAACCCAAAUCUUUCAAUAGUGAGUUGGAUGUCCCUUCCAUUUUAUGAGGCGGAUUUUGGUUGGGGACGACCGUGUUACUCUGGACCAGCAAUGUUGCACAUGGAUGGGAAGGGAUACAUAAUGUUGGGGCCAACCGAUGAUGGGUCGCUCAUAGUAGCGAUACGGUUACAAACAAGGCAUAUGGAUAAUUUCAAGAAGUAUUUCUACGAAGAUAUAUAA
Messenger RNA from Cucurbita moschata (crookneck pumpkin), 1392 nucleotides. Its product is annotated as spermidine hydroxycinnamoyl transferase-like. The transcript has 2 exons. Bases 10 to 1392 code for a protein of 460 amino acids. Lineage: Eukaryota; Viridiplantae; Streptophyta; Magnoliopsida; Cucurbitales; Cucurbitaceae. Gene Ontology annotation, molecular function: acyltransferase activity, transferring groups other than amino-acyl groups. The record is from RefSeq and is a predicted model, not a curated record.